Molecule: messenger RNA, 742 nt
Organism: Daldinia decipiens
Lineage: Eukaryota; Fungi; Ascomycota; Sordariomycetes; Xylariales; Hypoxylaceae
Product: cwf21-domain-containing protein
Exons: 2
Coding region: 138-647 (169 amino acids)
Source: RefSeq, a predicted model, not a curated record
UCUGUUUUCGCCACUCUUUACCGCCUUCCUUGCUUUAGUUCAUUAAGCUACUUACGUAGGUACCUAUGUACUCACCUUCAAUUAACUACAUCAUCUCCAUUUGUAUCCAUACUACGUUUUAACACGCCAGCGCAAUCAUGUCUGACAAUGUUGGACUCUCGACGCCCCGAGGAAGCGGGACAUCUGGAUAUGUCCAACGCAACCUAGCACACCUCAGGCCGCGCGAUCGAGCAGCCCCGUACAACGCCAAAGACCUCGAUAGCUUCAAGCAUCGGCAACGUCAACCGGACAAGGAGAUCCUAGAGCACGAUCGUAAGCGCGAAGUCGAAGUGAAGGUCUUCGAAUUGCGCGACCAGCUAGAAGACGAAGGAGUUGACGAGGAUGAGAUUGAUAAACGCUGCGACGCCUUACGAAAAGAACUACAAGCAAAGAUGAGCAAGGGUGAUAGGGGCGCCGCGCCGAGGAAACCACUCAAGGCGCAUCAAGUUCACGAACUGGCCGACGCGAAGAUCAAGGAGAGCGAGCGGCUACGAAAUGCGUUGAAGAUAAGCAAGGACUACGAAGAGGGGAGCCACUGGAGGCGGCAAGAGGAAAGGCUAAGGAAAGCCGCGGAAAGGGACUCCUCUACCCAGAACAACAGAGAUUAGAAUAUUUGGGCCUGGACAAUUAGUGUUGCUCUACACUCCAUUGGAUUAUGCAAAGGCGUUUGGGGCGGCCGAGCUUUAUUAAUAGGCCAUUAAUA